AUCCCAGUCUACCGUCACAUGAUCACAGACUACAGUCAUUGUAUUCCCAUCAGCCGUCACAUGAUCCCAGUCUACAGUCACAGGAUCCUAGACUACAGUCACAUGAUCACAGACUACAGUCAUAGUACCCCAGUCAUCAGCAACAUGAUCCUAGUUAACAGUCACAGCAUCCCAGCCUGAGAUGUAAUCCCAGCCUAGAGUCAUAUGAUCUCAGAUUACGGUGAUCUGAUAUCCCAGCCUACAUGUACAUUCGUGGUGUCCCAGUCAGCAGUCACAUAAUCCCAGUCUGCAGUCAUGAUCUCUCGAUGAUGUCGAAUGGUUUGUUUAUUGUUACAGGAUUUUAGAAUGCAGUCACAUGAUCCAGUAUAGACAGAAAAUAAAAUAGUCGAACGAGCUCAAUUUGCAGUCUUGUGGUGUCCGCGCACACUGUACGCCCUUACUAAGAAUAUGUUCAUAUAGCCUAGAUUUCACUCACUGACUGUUCUUUGUGUCAAAGGUUAUGCUGGAGACAAUAGCUCUCUGUUCCUAGUACAUGCAUUUGUACAUGUACAUGAGUGUUCAAACUCAAUCACACACAACUUUCACUGUACAACAUAACCAGUACCCUUUCACUGUACAACAUAACCAGUAUCCUUUCACUCUACAAAGCAACCAGUAUUUUUUCACUGUACAACAUAUCCAUUGUCCUUUCACUGUACCACAUAACCAGUAUCCUUUCACUGUACAACGCAACCAGUAUCCUUUCGCUGUACAACAUAACCAUUAUCCUGCGGAAGAGGAAUUGAAGUAAAGAUGAAAAUGUUAUAGUAUACAGUGCAAUCAAAACUCCGUACGCCUGAAUGGAAAUGAUGAACAUGCAUGGGUGAAUGAAAACAGCUGUGGUAAAAAGUAAAUUUUGAUUAGAUUGACACUAAGCAUACCACUGUGUAAUGUACAUCAAGUACAUUUAGUGACAAAUCAGCCGUACAGCAGCUAGUUACAUACCACCUACAUGAUAUGAUACAAAUGUGAGGAAAAAGAUACAUGCAGCUUUAGCAGACAUCACAGAUGUGGAGCAGGGCAGUGGACUAUACAACUGUGAGACAAAUGAUACGAAGUUUUAGCAGAUAUCACAGGCUUGGACAGGGCAAUGGGUGGCACAAAUGUGAGACAAAUGAUGCAAGGAUGUAGUGGCUAUUACAGAUGUGGACAGGGCAUGGAUGACACAAAUGUGAGACAAAUGAUACAAGGAUGUGGUGGCUAUUAGAGGUGUGAAGCAGGGCUGUGGAUGACACAAAUGGGAGACAAAUGGAACAAGGCUGUAGUGGCUAUUUGAGGUGUGAAGCAGGGCUGUGGAUGACACAAAUGUGAGACAAAUGAUACAAGGCUGAAGUGGCUAUUAGAGGUGCGAAGUGGGGCUGUGGAUGACACAAAUGUGAGACAAAUGGUACAAGGCUGAAGUGGCUAUUAGUGGUGUGAAGCAGGGCUGUGGAUGACACAAAUGUGAGACAAAUGAUACAAGGCUGAAGUGGCUAUUAGAGGUGCGAAGCAGGGCUGUGGAUGACACAAAUGUGAGACAAAUGAUACAAGGCUGAAGUGGCUAUUAGAGGUGCGAAGCAGGGCUGUGGAUGACACAAAUGUGAGACAAAUGAUACAAGCUGAAGUGGCUAUUAGAGGUGUGAAGCAGGGCUGUGGAUGACACAAAUGUGAGACAAAUGGUACAAGGCUGAAGUGGCUAUUAGAGGUGCGAAGCAGGGCUGUGGAUGACACAAAUGUGAGACAAAUGAUACAAGGCUGAAGUGGCUAUUAGAGGUGCAAAGCGGGGCUGUGGAUGACACAAAUAUGAGACAAAUGAUACAAGGCUGUAGCAGAUAUUACAAAUCUGGACAGGACUGUGGAUGACAAGUGUGAGACAGAUGACUCAUAGAUGGAACAGAUGUGAGUGUGGUUGUGGAUUACACAGGUAAUCCAUGUAGUUGUAGCAGAUAUUACAGAUGUAGACAGGGCGGAUGACAAGUGUGAGACAAAUGACACGUAGAUGGAACAGAUGUGAGCGCGGUUGUGGAUUACACAGGUAAUCCAUGUAGUAGUAGCAGAUAUUACAGAUGUAGACAGGGCGGAUGACAAGUGUGAGACAAAUGACACGUAGAUGGAACAGAUGUGAGCGCGGUUGUGGAUUACACAGGUAAUCCAUGUAGUAGUAGCAGAUAUUACAGAUGUAGACAGGGCGGAUGACAAGUGUGAGACAAAUGACACGUAGAUGGAACAGAUGUGAGCGCGGUUGUGGAUUACACAGGUAAUCCAUGUAGGCGUAGCAGAUAUUACAGAUGUGGACAGAGCAGUGCAUAAUAUAAGUGUGAUGUGGAUUACAGUGUUUAGCCGAUUAUGCAAAAAUUCAAAUGUUAUAUUGAAGCAAGUGGUGAUGUAAAAUUAUUGCUGAAAUGCAGUGUGAGCAGACAGGCUCAUGAAUUUCAGUAUGUGUGUAAAUGAUACUACACAUUCUUCAAGUGCAACUGCGGAUUCUUGCAGUGUUUGGACAUGCAUACCUGUGUUACCUUGUGGAAUUACGGCCUAGGUGCUUGGGAAUUUACUGGAUGAACCUUCCCAACCAACCAGACAAUAGCCUCAGCAUAUCGUGGUGUAAUUCAGCCAGGAGUCACCUGCUCAACCCCACCAACAUCGUAGACUACUUCUCUGACAGAAGUAACCCUUUCUAUGACUGCACAUGUAACAAUGAGAUAGUGAAGAUGCAGCGUGUAAGCCCAGAUCAACUUCAGAAUAUGGUUGGGUUGGAAUAUAUACUGUUGCAUGUUCAAGAGCCUAUCUUGUAUGUCAUCAGAAAGCAACACAGACAUUCACCUCAGCAAGUCACCUCAUAUGCUGACUAUUACAUAAUUGCCGGUGUGGUAUACCAAGCUCCUGACCUCGGAUCUGUCAUCAACUCCAGACUGUUGAACACUGUGUUCAAUCUCCAGUCUGCAUUUGAAGAAGCCCAGUCAUACUCCAAGUAUCACCCGUCAAAGGGCUAUUGGUGGGAAUUUAAGGAUCCCGAGGAAACAGAGAAAGUGAAACCUAAAGAAAAGAAGCAGAAAGAAGAGCCAAGUUCUUUGUUUCAACGUCAAAGAGUGGACCUUCUUUUGGGAGAACUAUCAAAAAAAUUUCCACCUAAGUUUGUUGCUCCUACUCAGCCAGAAAAAGCAGCUGAAGAAGUCAAAGCUGAAGUCAAAGUGGAAGUUAAACAAGAGAAAGUGGAAGAGAAAUCUACAUCAAAUUCAAUAAAACCCCCUCCAGAGAAAAAACCAAAGUUAAUGAGAUGAGGUAGUGUCAUGACAAGCUUUCAAGGUGUGGUUACUACCACACAACCAGCCUCGCUUGGUUACAGAACAGUAUUACAGUAUUAGAGCUCCUGGAUUCUACAACAGUGACUUUACCAAAAUGUGUAAAAUACACAGCAUUAGGAUUGUUAUUUCUACUGGUAAAUAACAUCACUGAAAGUGAUACCGUUGGGUGCUUACAAAGACAUGCUGCAGUAGUGACUAUUGUGAGUUUUGUCUAAUACCCCAGGGUAACUAUGUACUGACUGACUAAGUGAGUGAGUGAGUGACUAACUGAGUGAGUGAGUUGAUGUCAAGAAGGUACAGGGUGUGCGUUAAUACAGCAUGCUCACAAGACAGGUGCAUUAUAAUAAUGACAGGGAGACUGUGCCAGCAAGUAAAUUGCAAAUUCACCCAUCACAGUUACCGGCUGAUUGAACAUUGGUAAAGGUUCCAUGCUCAGCUGCUGACUCUUGCCAUGAGAACAAACAUGAGUGGAAACAUGGCUACAUCAGAUGUUUAUAGUAUGUAAUUCCUCUAUAGCAUAUACAUUCAGAUCAUGAGGGGUGACAUUGGUGACUGGUUGAGAACUAUACAGAUAAAUUUACCAAGAGAAGUUCCACAGGGAAAAGCUUCCCCAAGACUCGGGUGUAGUUAGAAGUAUGGUACUGUAAUCAAGGUUGAAGCACAUUGUAUUGCUUUGUUCUAGAGUACAUGUGACCUGAUUAACAGCUAUAAGACAGGGUAUUCAUAAUCGUGAACAAAUGAGAAUCGCGUCAUGAAUUGUCAUAAAAAAAUCAUGAAUUUUGAAAUUGUUAACAUUCAGGAGGUGAAUGGUUACGGGGGAAAGGUCUGCUGUGUGUUGCUAAAUGGUGAAAUACCGGUCUUCAGACAUUGUCAUUUCCUAUGGUAAAAGUCACGAAUGGAUGUCCGAUUUGGUCAUGAGAAAGGCUUCAAAAGUGAUUAAUACUUGUUCUGAAAUAAAGGUGUCAAACAUGACAAGAGUGUAUAAAGGUACUGAUUUCAAUUAAUGCCACAGAUUUAUAUCACUCUGGAUUUGUUUAAUAAAUUGUACUAGAUGGACCCCGUAAACUGGCAGCCAUUUUGUCCGAGAAAAAGUCUAGAUUAUGGCAUUGCACAGCUGUGAAGUAAAUUAAUAAAUAUUCAAGAACCAUGGCUGGAUCGUUAAGAUGCUUGUCUUUCAUUCACUAGAAGACACGGUGGUGGUUCACUGUCGUUAUCCCUUCUUACUGCAAAACGUCAAAUUGUUCCGUUAUAAUAUGCCUUUUUUGAGAAUGAUACCAUUGAAAUACGCUAAAUGUAUCACCGGAAAUUGCAAGCAAGCUAAUCUAUGUACCCAGACGUAUAGAUCCGGUAUAUUAGGGUAAGCUAUUAAUAUAGCGUAUAGCCAAUGUGCUGUGCAUAUCUUUACGUCACAUAUGGGGAUGUUAACUUCCCAAGGUUGGGGGUUACCCACGUUGGCUACGUCGUGGGUUUCCUCCGCGCUACGCCCAGUUUCCCCUCACCAUAAUUCUGGCCGACGUCGUAUAAGUGAAAUAUUCUUGAGUACGGCGUAAAACACCAAUCAAAUAAAUAAAUAAAUUUUAUCCAUGCAUGUCUCUGCUCCGUAUAUUUCUUUGUCGAAUAUACAGUGUAUGUCCUUGUCUCUUGAAUUCCCCAGCCGGUAUAUACUCUGUCACGAUUUCUCCAACACAUGUACCUGUCGUAUACUUACCAUCUACGAUGUAAAGUGUAUUCUCCCAUGCGGUAUACACUCUGUCACGAUUUCCCCAACACAUGUACCUGUCGUAUACUUACCAUCUGCCAUAUAAAGUGUAUUCUCCCAAGCGGUAUACACUGUCACGAUUUCCCCAACAUAUGUCCCUGUCGAAUAUAUACCAACGAUCUACAAGAUACAGUGUAUCUAUGUUCAUAUAUUUAAACUAUAGGUCUGUCUCUUUUUGUGUUUUCCAUCGGGGUGUUUCGUGUUUCCCAGACAAAGGCUGACCGGUCAGAAUCUCAGGCUCUGCACAAGUUGGUUCGUUAAACUCAACUCUCGUAUUUAACAGGGGUAUAAAAGACAGAGUAAAA
This is a messenger RNA of Liolophura sinensis, 5384 nucleotides long. Its product is annotated as mediator of RNA polymerase II transcription subunit 6-like. Gene Ontology annotation, cellular component: mediator complex. Gene Ontology annotation, biological process: regulation of transcription by RNA polymerase II. Gene Ontology annotation, molecular function: transcription coregulator activity. The transcript is spliced from 8 exons. The coding region runs from base 2466 to 3296 and encodes 276 amino acids. NCBI's taxonomy places the organism in Eukaryota, Metazoa, Mollusca, Polyplacophora, Chitonida, Chitonidae. The record is from RefSeq and is a predicted model, not a curated record.